This is a messenger RNA of Funneliformis caledonium, 2781 nucleotides long. Lineage: Eukaryota; Fungi; Glomeromycota; Glomeromycetes; Glomerales; Glomeraceae. The record is from the annotation of a GenBank genome assembly.
AUGUCGAGAAGAACCAAUAACCAUAAAAGACGUAGAAAUGUUACGGACGACAAUAUAGAGGUUGGUCAAGAAAUUGCUGUUGAAUUGGAUUCAGACGUUUUUAUAAAUCAAACGUUUUUCUUAUAUCGGUGUACACCUUUUUACAAAUUCGAACAUACCGAUUUUACUCUAUAUGGAAAAGAAUUACAUAAUUUCAUCACUGGUCAAAUGUUAAAUACAAUUCCAUCAUUAGAUCAUGAGAUUAGAGAAGAGAAUGAUUUUACAUCAGAAGGAAAAGUUGUAGAAAUAUUCAUAUCAAAGAUAAAAUUAUCUGAUUGGAAUGGUACUAAUGGUAUGCCAAUUGGAAUUGAGAUAAAGUUCAAGCCGAAAGGGACCGCAAAGGAGCAGAUAUUUCACAUAGUGUUCUUGCCAAGUAUUGUUAGUCGUGAUUUCAUAAAUAAAAAUUCACCAUUUAGUCAUUAUCCUGUUAUUCUAAUAAAGGCUCCUCAGCGACUCGCGAAUAUUGCGAUCGAAUGGUUUGAAACCCGAUUUGAUUGCAGAAUAUGCAGAUAUCGUCUACAGUCGUCAUGUCUAAAAAUAUUUAUAGAAGAAUGGGCAAACAUAAGUUUUACUUGCGAUGACUUUAUUCAAAAUUUAUUGAAUACACGAUUAAUCGCAAAACCACUUGAACUCACAUACACCAUCCCAAAUAUUUCGGAGAUCAAAAAUAUAAAGCUGAGGAUGUCCAUUGUUGAUGUCAAACAUCUUUACGAUAGAUUAAAAGAGCAACCUACAGAAUCACAGCGUAUAAUGGAAGGAAUUGAAAAAUAUUUCUUUGAAAAUCUACGUAUUAAUCUCUCCUCGUUGGCACUCUCUAAGAUUGGCAACAAUGCAGCAUUAAUCGCUGGCGAAGGAAAAUUGAAGGUUGAAAGCGCUUCUCAACUAGAUUAUGAGAUAAAGCAAAUGGUUGAAAGGUUUCAAGAAAAAGAAACUGAACACACUUGGUCGGGGUUUGAUGCUGCUUUAACUCGUUUAAUUGCUAUAACUCGAGGCAAAUUGAUAGAAGAAAUGGCUAAAACACUUGGAUUUAAAUUUGAUGCAUUGUCAGAAAUUUUUGUACCAUCUAUUAUUAAAUUAUGCAUGCGUACAAAAAAAACCACUCUUAUUCGAGCUCAAAAAUGCGUGAAAACGAUAAUUCGAGAAUGUCGACUACCAAACCUUAUCCCGAAAUUUAAAGAAGCACUGCAAAAUCAAAGUAAAACCUUAAGGAAUUGUGCGGCUGAAUGGAUCCAGAUAAGUUUGGAAGCGAAUGAGGUUGGAGAUUUGAAUAAUUAUAUUGCUGAUAUCGAAUGGUCCAUCCGGCAAUGUGCAUCUGAUCCAUCAGCAGAUGUUAGAGCUAUUUCAAAGCAGAUUUUUGAAAUUUAUAAAUCGAAAUUUGAUUUAAGAUUAGAUACUUUCGUCGCGACUAUAAAAAAGGACCCUAUUAUUUCAAAAAUUUUAGGCAUUAAAGAUAAACCAACAAAAACAAACGCCCUACCACUCAUAAAAACGUUGAAAACCCGCAAGAUGAAUCACGUUCGAGAAAUGCAAAGUGACGUUAUUAUAUUUACUAAAAAUGGAGAUAAUGUGCAAAUAAUUAACGAUAGUGAAGACAAGGUGCAGAUAAUUAAAGACAAAAGAUUGCCUUUAAAUAAUGAUAAUUCUAACUCAUCUGUGGAUAAGCCAGUUAUUACCGAAGAACCGUCUUCACUUGAUGAGCCGCAAGAUGCUGCUGUUGCUUUAACCACAUCUACUGGGUUUGCCACGUUAAAGCGACCAAAGUUGUCAUCAUCAAAAUCUCAACCCGUUAACACUACUGCUCAAAGAGUACCAGCUAAGCCGACAAGGGCUCAGGUGGUUAAUACAUCUUCGAUUAAUCGUGACGUAGGCACUGGAACUGGAGGAGCUCAACGCAUUCGAUCUAGAGAGCAUACUAUAACGAUCACCGAAGAUAAAAAUAAGGCUAGUCGUAUUCUAAAUACAAGCAAGACCAAUAACAUUAAACCGUCAAGACCACCUAUUAUUCGUACAACGAGUGCACCGGCUGAUAGUCCUGCUAAAAAAAAGCCAUCUCAUAAAUUCAACAAUAUUAAAUCAAAGACAGUUCCUAUCAUAGGUCAUAAAUCUUCGAGAGAAACAGAAUCAGUAUCGAAUUCAGUUUUUAGACCUUUGAAGGUGACAGCAACUGCUACUUCAUUGACAGAAGGGUUAUUAACGACCGCCAAUUUAACUAUAACAAUAUCAACUGCAUCUAAACAAUCUAACCGUAACAAAAUUGGAAAACCAACGCCUACAAAUGCACGACUAUUUGGUAGACCCAGGGAACGUCAACGCCAAUUUUCUCCUUAUCAAAAACCUGCUAUAGAUUUCGCAACUAGAAAAUUUGGAAAAAAGCCACUACCAGACCGUGAAGAGUUAACUGCAAAAGUGAAUGCAUUAGCCAAUCACGCCAUUGAAGUAGUAACAAGGCAAGUGGAAGUAGAAUCAUCUGGAAAUCUGAAAGUUGAGAUAGUCGCAGUAGAAGAACCAGCGAUUGAGGAACAAGAUAUUGAAAAUUCUAAUACCUUAAGAGCGAGACCAUCAAUUAAAUAUCAACUACCAGCAACUCAAGACAUUACACCACUUCCUACUGAACCUUCUCCUCCUCUUUCAUUCGUUAAUCCUGUUAAAUUUCUGGAGGAUGUUCAAAAAGCUGAAACGAAUGGAUUUACCAAGGGGGAGAAUGUUGAACAACCAGAAGUUGAUAAGAGUAAAUUACAAUAA